CUGCUUUUAAGCCUUUUUUCUCUCGCUAUCGUUGUGCUUUUGUCGCAUUAUAUUUUUGAAGUAUGGCGCUUUCACUAGACGUCAACUCCACCAUUCUAUAUUCCAACAACUGGAGGAACGGAUCGCUCUUCCCCCAACUUCAAAGUUUCAAUAACCUAUCCGAGUACAUCACUGUAUACAACGGGAAUUCCCAAGACCAAGGUCUGGACCUUACCAUAUUAGCAAACAAUAUAGCACUCCUCACUUUCAACGCCAGUGGCUUUAACACGUCGCCGAGUUUUGGUGGUGACAAUGUCUCACUGGCUAGCACCUUCGCUCUCGCAGAAACGCUAUUCGACCCCGAUCUUCGCAGAUUUCCGAUCACUUGUGUAUAUCCUAUCAGUGGGCAAUAUGACACCUUGAGCAGAGCUUUGUUUUAUGUGUUGAUGAUUUUCUCUCUUGUGUUUAGACGACACAUUUGGAUCUCUGUAGCUGCAUUGGGAGCAGCAAUGGUUUAUGCCGCUACAUCUGCAGUUCAUCUCCUCGCUCUCGUCUCACAAUUUGGGUUUAAUCCCGAUGCACCAGAACUGAACACGAGUUCAGCCCAAGCUUACGCCGAUCUCGAUUUCAUUGGAAUUCUUCCAAACCUGACAGCAUCUGCAAUCAUGUUGACGCCCAUCCUGCUGUGGUCGACAACGGUGCGAAAGUACGACGCCCAAGGGAUUGUAAUAUGGUGGGGGUGUCUCGUGUUCGCUGCAUUGGCCUGUCUCUUGUACAACAUCAAUGGAUUCGAACUGGAUACAUUGAACUCUUUUGCGAUCUGCGCGAAAGACUGUAUACCAUCAUCUGAUGUAGAAUCCUAUUCUUUCCCGUUUGCGGUCUACCAGAAUUGUAAUUGUAUGGACUUUUGCGGGACAUUGAGCCCAACGGCGCCAAUGCGGAAAGGAGCCAAUAUGGUUCCAUGGUUCGAUGCUGUCAAGACCGAAAACGUCGUUAACAGACCAUUCUUCCAGGACAUCUUCGACAUCAACAUCGUUGCCCUUUGCUUUAUUGUGAUCUAUGGAAUAAUGGGUCUCUUGAUAAGUCGAUACAAUCCUGACGAAGUUCGCAACGGGAUUUUUCGAUUCUGCAACUCGGACUUACGAUUGUGGCUCAAAGUUAUCUUUGAAGGAGAGCGGGAGGAUCGUGCUCUUGCAUACUUCCAUGUCAAAGAAAAGAAUACUCGUCGCACAUUGUGGAAGAAGUGUAAAUACGUCUUUGCCAAGGCGAUGGCUACAUCCUUCUCGUUUACUGCAGGCGCCACUGCCAUCAUCUGCCCUGCAGUCUUCGUGUCAAGUGUCAUUGCAAACGAAUUCAUGAUUCAGACAUAUCCUGUCAGUGAAUACAGUGAUGCUGUUGGUGCAUGGGGAACCUGGGUUGGUGCACUGCUUGUUUUGAUGGCUGCGAUCAUAAACAAAUACGGCGACUCAUGGUUACGAACGCUUCGAGUUGUUCUAUAUUCUAUCUGGCGGCUCGUCAAGUACUCCAGCAGUGAUAGGAAGAAAUUGUACCCGAAAUCGGACGACUGGAAAAUCUCAACAAGACUGGUGCUAUUUGGCUUGGUACUUGGAAGCCCUUUCGAACAUUCAUUCUGGAGUUUAAGGCGGGGUUACUGGACCUUCAAGACGACGAUACAUUUCUUCUUCGUGUGGUGGAGAGACACCGAGAACGCUUCUCAGCAACGCGGCAAAGCCAUUGAGGCUGCAUGGGAAACAGAACGAGUCAAAGUCCCUGGUGGGAAGCCAGAAUGCCCAUGUUAUGUCUGCAAGCAUGACGAAGAAAAGCGACUCGAGAAAGAAGCACAUGAGGCGAAGGAGAAGACCUUGCGACUUCAUUACGACAGCUCCAAUGCAGCUUCGGGUGCGCUACUAGUGCCAUGCGCUCUCUCUGUAUCACCUUCAGGGCAAUCGACUUCUUCACUGCCCUUGAAAACCCCGUCGAUCGAUGUCAACGAGCUACCUCUAAAGGUACAGAACAUAGAGCUAAGCAGUCAAGGACGACCUGCUUCACCUCCGAAUGUCCCACUGCCAACUCCUCGCUCCACUUUUGCUAGACAGAACACCAACGAAAGUUUGGCCUAGCCUUUGCAAGCUUUCCUUCUCAAAGCUUGUGUUAGAAUCUGUUUAAGAUAUUCCUGGACUAGGGGAUGAAGCUGUGUCAUUGUAUGGAUGGUAUUGGCCAAUUCAUUUUUAGCACUGUAGUAUGUUGUGUCUUGGAAGGAUUUAUAAGCUACGAUACCCCUUAGUAUAAAUUAAAGCGUUGUUAUUGUCAGUUCGAUGUCAGUUAUGAUAUAUUCUAUGAAGUCGCUAGAAGGUGGAGU
This is a messenger RNA of Mollisia scopiformis, 2338 nucleotides long. RefSeq lists its product as uncharacterized. The record is from RefSeq and is a predicted model, not a curated record. Bases 63 to 2099 code for a protein of 678 amino acids. NCBI's taxonomy places the organism in Eukaryota, Fungi, Ascomycota, Leotiomycetes, Helotiales, Mollisiaceae. The transcript has 2 exons.